Molecule: messenger RNA, 1689 nt
Organism: Clonostachys solani
Lineage: Eukaryota; Fungi; Ascomycota; Sordariomycetes; Hypocreales; Bionectriaceae
Source: the annotation of a GenBank genome assembly
AUGGCUUUCGAGGACAAUGAUCGUCUCCAAUUGACAGCUCGUCUAGAUGAGUUUGUCAAUCGCGCCAGGACCGUCAUCGCCAGCGAGACGCCGACCGAAACUUAUCAAUCCCAGUGCCGAAGCCUCGAGUCCCGCAUGCAACAGGAGAUCGGACGCAUCAGAGAGCUUAGCACCUCGCUCGAUAUUCAACAGCAGACCGACAAGAUGAUGCAGUUUGGCAUGGAGAAGGCCAGAUUGGCUCAGGAGCACAAGGAUACCUUCCCUGCGAAGCAGCAGGCAUGGCUGCACAAAACAGCAUCGACCUUAGCCGGCUUUUCUAAACAGUAUCAGUCGUCUCUCUCCACCUCUGAGAUAUCAAGCCAGGCGCGUGGCUCCCUUGAAGAUACAGCUGUCGAUCCACAGUCCAUGGUUUCUCCGUCCCCAGAACGCUCCCAAGGCCCAGUCACAGCAUCAACUCAUCACUCAGAAGCCGAGGAGGUUCAGACCAAUGCCGCGCCGCUUGAAAGCACCCGCCCACGACGUGCUAGCACACAGAACAAGCGUCGAUUCAGCGAGACGCCUUGGUGUGCGCCGGUUCCGCGCACCGUCACCACAAUUCCUUUCGAAGAUGUGUACCAGGAUGGGAAAGCCGAAAUCAAGUACACGAUAAUAGAAUGUGAACAUUCGCUCACCACCGACGCCAGUGUCAAAGGACGCUGGUGGAUCUUGCGCUGUGAGCAGCACGAUCGUCAUUUCGCAUUUGCCAAAGGGGGAAUCCGCUCAGGGCCCACCAAACAUCUCCUGAAACACACAGACUGUAGCCCAGGUUGCAAAACCAACAGAAAUAUCGACGUUUUCGGGGUGCUUGUGUUGGAAUGCACCGCUGAGCUUGCCAAGAGGAAUAACGAGGAUGUCGAAGCCGCCUUCGCGAAUGGGUAUGAUCCGAAGAGCGUGGCCGACCCUGGACUUGUCACUCUGCGAAAGAGACGCAAGGCCAACUCUGGAAACGGGGCAGUUCCUGGCAGCCACCCAAUCCUCGACCCGGAAUUCGGCAAGCUAUAUAUGUCGUGUUGGAGGGGCCAGAUGUAUGCUGUCGUACUUCUUCCGCUUCGCGAAUUAUCAACCCUGAUCCCACCCGUGGCGAUGGACGAGUCGAUGAAAACCCCCCCAAAAUGCUACAAUUACGACAAAGUGACGAAAUUGCUGAGCAGAUGGGCUCCAGGGUUCGAGGAUGGCGGUCCCAAGGUCAGGCAGAGAGCGUUUCCUUGCCGCUUUUUUGACCACAACGAUAUCGAACAAUGCAGAUUUGCCUUCUUGAAGGCUACAACCCUCUACGAGCUUGAUAUGUCGAGUGUUCCUUCACAGCAUCAUGCCGUGGUCCAGGAGUACAAGGAGAAGUUUUUGGAACGCGAUACUCACUAUAACACCUCAGAAUACUCGAACGGCAUUGAGGACGCCAACCACCCCCAGACGCCCAAUCAAACCGAUGACGCUGCCGCCGCAGAACAACUCCGGAGCGAGAUUCCAUCUUCAGACCCCCGAGAUCAGGCUCCAUCCACAGACAUGGUCCCGCGUGGCCAGAGGGCGAACGGAUCCAACCCUCGCAAAUCCCGGACCAGAAAAAGAAACAGCAGACUCAGCCUCGAUGACGACUCUAUCCAGUCCUACACUACAUACAACAAACCAGGUCCGAAACAGAAUGCAUAUUGA